Odontomachus brunneus is the source of this 4628-nucleotide messenger RNA. It is a transcript of the gene Polr3A, whose product is annotated as DNA-directed RNA polymerase III subunit RPC1. The transcript has 21 exons. The coding region runs from base 246 to 4406 and encodes 1386 amino acids. Lineage: Eukaryota; Metazoa; Arthropoda; Insecta; Hymenoptera; Formicidae. Gene Ontology annotation, biological process: DNA-templated transcription. Gene Ontology annotation, molecular function: DNA-directed RNA polymerase activity; DNA binding. The record is from RefSeq and is a predicted model, not a curated record.
UUCUCCCCGUACGCACUCUAUGGUAUCCCGUACAAGCUCCGCCCAUUCUCUCAGUCACCUAUCGGUCAUCCGUCGGAUGAGAAAUUGGAGUACAGUUUUGAGUAAGCACGUGGUGAAAGGCUACUAUGUGAAGUCUGCAACCACAUAAAGAGAGAGAGAGAAAUGAAAUAAUACAUUUCAGAAGAGGACGCUAUUAAGCAAAAUCUUAAAGGUCUGCAACUAAAAAAAGAGAGAAAGAGAAAAAUAUGAAGGAGCAAUACAAAGAGACUGAUGUAACUCGGAGAAUUUCCCAAGUAUCCUUUGGAGUGGAUAGUCGGCACAAAAUAGCACAGCAGGCUCAUCUACAUGUCGUUGCUAAAAAUUUGUAUAAUCAGGAUAUCAAUCAUACUCCAGUUCCUUAUGGUGUACUCGAUGAUCGUUUGGGAACAUGUUCCAAUGCCAAAAAAUGCAGCACAUGUGAAGGCAAACUAAAUGACUGCGCGGGACAUUUUGGUUAUGUAGAUUUAGAACUACCAGUCUUUCAUGUUGGUUACUUUAGGCCUCUCAUUACUAUUUUACAAACAAUUUGCAAGAAUUGUGCUCAUGUCAUGUUACCGCCAGAAGAUAAGAAGAAAUACUUGGACAAAUGUUUGAAUCCAAAUUUGGGAUAUUUGGCACGGAAAGCAUUGCGUAAACAGAUCUUAGAAAAAGCCAAGAAAACAACAAAAUGUUAUAACUGCCAGCAAGUCAAUGGUAUUGUUAAGAAAGCUGGAAUGUUGAAAAUAGUGCAUGAACAAUAUAAAAGCAAAAAGAAACAGGAAAGUAUCAUUGAAGAAAAAUUGAAAAGCUAUUACCGUUAUGCAGUUGAAAAUAACAAAGAAGUGAAGAAUAUAUUGCAAAGCACUGGCUUGGUUUAUACUUUAAAUCCAUUACAGGUUCGGGUACUACUUGAAAGAAUUCCAAUGGAUGAUAUCCCAUUGUUACUGAUGAAUCGUGAACGUUCAUUACCGCAAGAUUUGCUAUUGACUAGGAUUCCUGUGCCACCGAUUUGUAUCAGACCAAGUGUCUCGUCCGAUCUAAAAGCUGGUACCAAUGAAGAUCCUUUAACAAUGAAAUUGUCGGAGAUUAUGCUCAUCAAUAAUGUUAUCCAGAACCACGUGUCGUGUGGCACCAGACCGCAAAUGUAUCACGAGAACUGGGAAUUUCUUCAAUUGCAUUGUGCAUUGUAUAUUAAUAGCGAAAUGUCCGGAAUACCUCUUAAUAUGCAGCCUAAAAAAUCAGGCAGAGGUUUGGUGCAGAGAUUGAAAGGGAAACAAGGUCGUUUUCGAGGUAACUUAUCGGGAAAACGUGUUGACUUCUCUGGUCGUACGGUUAUCUCGCCCGAUCCAAAUCUUAAAAUAGAGCAAGUCGGCGUACCUCUAUACGUUGCGAAGCUCUUGACAUAUCCCGAAAAAGUCAAUCCGGCAAACAUAGAAUUGAUGCGCCAAUUAAUUCGCAAUGGUGCGAACGUACAUCCCGGAGCGAACUUUGUGUUACAUCAGAAAACACAGAGAAGAAUGUACCUUCCAUAUAGUGAUCGGAACAGAAUCUUACGAGAUUUAGAGUGUGGCGAUAUCGUCGAGAGGCAUCUGAGAGACAACGACAUAGUAUUGUUCAAUCGGCAACCGUCGCUACACAAGUUGAGCAUACUGGCACAUAAGGUUAAAGUAUUGAAUCAUCGAACAUUCCGAUUCAACGAGUGCGUCUGCAAUCCCUUCAAUGCGGAUUUCGACGGCGACGAAAUGAAUCUUCAUUUACCUCAGACCGAAGAAGCGCGGGCGGAAGCGUUGGUAUUGAUGGGGAACAAAUCCAAUUUGGUCACACCUCGCAAUGGCGAGUUAUUGAUUGCGGCAACGCAAGACUUCAUCACUAGCAGUUACCUCUUAACGAGAAAAGACACGUUUCUCACCGAGGCCCAGGCUAUUUUAUUAGCCAAUUCCUUGAUUGCUGGUUCUGACGAUGUCAAAUCUGUAACUUUGCCUCCACCUGCGAUUCUAAAACCGGUUAAAGUGUGGACAGGCAAACAGAUAUUCAGUCUGGUAAUACGACCGAAUAAGGAGUGUCCUAUCAAAGCGAAUCUAAGGACAAAGGGCAAGGCAUACACCACCGGCUAUGAAAUGUGCGUCAAUGAUUCCUUUGUCCUCAUUCGCAAUUCCGAGUUGUUAGCGGGUUCAAUGGACAAAGCUACACUGGGCUCGGGAACAAAGCAGAAUAUAUUUUACAUUUUGCUGUGUGAUUGGGGCGAGAAUGUUGCAACUUUAGCUAUGUGGCGUUUGGCAAAGCUGUCAACCUGUUAUCUGACGAAUGGAGGAUUCUCCAUCGGUAUAACCGACGUGACACCUGGUCAACGACUACUUCAAGCUAUGGAAGAAUUGUUGAACGUUGGUUAUACCAAGUGCACUGAAUAUAUUCGACAAAUGGAUGAAGGUCGUCUAGUCUGCCAGCCUGGAUGCACAGAAGAAGAAACGAUGGAAGUGAAGGUACUGAAGGAACUUUCGGAGAUUCGUGAUCACGGUGGUAAAGUGUGCUUGAAGGAGCUCCCGCCCGGCAACAGCCCUCUGAUUAUGGCAGUUUGUGGAAGUAAAGGAAGUUUCAUUAACAUCUCCCAGAUGAUUGCUUGCGUAGGUCAACAAGCUGUCAGUGGGAAAAGAGUGCCGAACGGGUUCGGCACUCGCUCGUUACCUCAUUAUAACAGAGGCUUGAAAACACCAGGUGCUAAAGGUUUUGUAGGAAAUUCAUUUUACUCCGGAAUGGUCGGUCCAGAAUUCUUCUUCCAUACCACGGGCGGUAGGGAAGGUCUUGUGGACACCGCCGUGAAAACUGCAGAGACCGGAUACAUGCAGAGAAGAUUGGUCAAAAGUCUGGAAGAUUUGUGUCUUCAUUACGACAUGACGGUACGCAAUUCAAUGGGCGACAUCGUGCAACUCGAAUACGGUGGAGAUGGGUUGGAUCCGACAUAUAUGGAAGAUAAGGAUCAGCCGAUGGAUUAUCAAAGAGUAUUGGAUCAUGUGAAAGCAAAGUCGUUACACAAGGAAGAAAAACCUCUGAAUAGCAUUGUUGUAACUGAUAUCACGUGUAAGUGGUUUUCGGAAUCGGAACAGUUCGAAAAUGUCGAAGAGAAACUGAAAAAAGAUUUAAUGGUCUUUUUAGAGUCAGAAGCAGACAAAAUACAGAAGUAUCGAGAAAACAUACAGUUACCUACACCGGUAAUACAGCAACUCGCGCGUCUCACUAUCUCACAGCUGAAGGAAUUUAUUCGCACGUGCAACGAGAAAUACAUAAGAGCGCGGGUAGAACCGGGUACUGCCGUGGGUGCGCUCGCUGCGCAGAGUAUUGGAGAGCCGGGCACUCAAAUGACUCUUAAGACUUUUCACUUUGCCGGAGUGGCAUCUAUGAACAUCACACAGGGUGUGCCACGUAUCAAGGAAAUCAUCAACGCCAGUGCGAAGAUUAGCACUCCUGUUAUAACAGCACCGUUGAUGGAUGAUACAAGUUCAGAAAUCGCUAUGCGGGUGAAGGGACGAAUCGAGAAGACAAUCUUGCGAGACGUGAUAGAGUACAUCGACGAAGUAUGUCUGCAAGACGAUCACUUCCUUCUAAUAAAAUUAAAUCUCGAUUUGAUCAAAUCGUUGAAGUUGGAAGUAGACGUUAACUCUAUACAUUAUUCGAUCUGCAGUUCAAAGUUACAUCUUACCGCGAAACAUGUGUCGGUGAGAAGUGAUAGUCUCAUUACUGUUCAACCGAAUAAACAGAAAUCGAACUAUGGACUUACGCAACUGAAGGAGAGCCUUCCAAAUGUUAUAAUAAAGGGUUUGCCAUCGGUUGUUCGAGUAGUUAUAGACAACUAUAUGGAUAUCGGUGGUAAAACGAAAUACAAAUUAUUAAUUGAAGGUGAUAACUUGAAAGAAGUUAUGGCAACGACCGGCAUUCUUGGUAAUAAGACAAAGUCGAACAAUACUAUAGAGGUUUUCAAGGCACUCGGAAUAGAAGCGGCGAGAGCGACCAUCAUGACAGAGAUCGAAUCGGUGAUGGAGAAUCACGCAAUAAGUAUCGAUCGUCGACAUCUAAUGCUCGUCGCAGACUUAAUGACAAGCAGGGGAGAAGUGCUUGGCAUUACCAGACAAGGCUUGGCGAAGAUGAAAGAGUCGGUUUUGAAUCUGGCAUCGUUCGAGAAAACGGCGGAUCACCUAUUUGAUGCAGCCUAUUAUGGACAAACCGAUACCAUCUGCGGUGUAUCGGAAUCCAUUAUAAUGGGUAUUCCAAUACCACUGGGCACAGGACUCUUCACACUACUUCAUAAGGCAGAUAAGGAUGAGCCGCAGAAGAAGAAACUCAUAUUUGAUGACCCAGAGUUCCAUAAGAAGACAAAAGCUGUCGCAAAAAGUUAACUGCGUUGAUCAUCUUCUUGAUUAGAAUCAACUCAAAUGUUGGAUUUGGAAUAAGUUGAUUCUAAUCAGGAAGAUGUUUUUGCUAUGUAAAAUCAAUGUACAUUAUAGACUUAUUGUAUAAUUAUUUUUAUGAUGAUAUGAUUUAUUUUCUAUGUGUACACAAUUCUUAAAUGGAAUAAAAAUGAAGUGUUUAUGCUAUAGCAUAACCAAAUGCCAAUUGAA